Rubroshorea leprosula is the source of this 825-nucleotide messenger RNA. Lineage: Eukaryota; Viridiplantae; Streptophyta; Magnoliopsida; Malvales; Dipterocarpaceae. The record is from the annotation of a GenBank genome assembly.
AUCAAGUUCAAGUAUACGUAAAAAUGAAUUUUGAUUACGAUUCAUCAGCAUCUUCUUCUUCUUCAUCUAUGGACGACGUCAACCCUAAUUUAGAGUCAUCUUUGCCAGAGAAGAGGAGGGCGGGGAGGAAGAAGUUCAAGGAAACGCGCCACCCAGUGUACAGAGGCGUGAGGAGGAGAAACGGGAACAAGUGGGUGUGUGAAGUUCGGGAACCUAACAAGAAGUCAAGGAUAUGGCUAGGGACUUUUGCCAGCCCUGAAAUGGCAGCUAGGGCACAUGAUGUUGCUGCCCUAGCGCUUAAGGGUGACCUUGCCCUCCUGAAUUUUCCUAAUUCAGCUAUUGUUCUUCCAAGAGCAAAGUCCUCUUCCCCGAGGGAUAUACGUCUAGCUGCUCUUGAAGCUGCCAAGGCAUAUAAACCCUCUAUAUGUUCUUCUUGUUCAUUGACAACUCAAAUAAUUGCUCCUUCAAGUGAUCAUGAUUAUGAUGGGAAGAAGGUUUUCGAGGUGACUGAUGAGGCCCCAAACGCACUGUUCUUGGACGAGGAGGCUUUGUUUAACAUGCCAGCAUUACUAGAUAGCAUGGCUGAGGGUUUGAUUCUAACACCACCGCCUAUUCGAAUAGGAUUUGACUGGGAAAACAUGGAUGAUUUUACCAUGGACUUGAAUCUAUGGAGGGAAUAGCUAGCUUAAUUAGCUAGUUAAAUUAAGAAGGUUUAAAUGAUGCAUGAUUAUAUAUGAAUUUUACUUGACAAGAACUAUAUUGUUUAUUUCUAUCAAUUAGGAUUAGACAUUAUAUUUCUGUCUUUAAUAAGAGUCUUUACCGAUC